AAUCUGAACACCUUUCAGGUCAUGGCAGCAUCCUGAUACAGCUCUAGAGUCAGAUAUUUCGAGUCGGUGUUCAUGACACGAACCCCCUCUGGUUCUAUUGCACGCAAGGUAGUGAAUGCCGAGACAAAAUGGUGGGCGUCGUCAACCCGCCUGCUGUCUCAUUUGACGGUACCCUAGAAGCCUACAGGAGUAAGUCCGCGGCCUUUACUGGCAAGGCAGACGACGCCGCAAAUGCAUUUGGUGGACAGCUCAUUUUUGCGGGCUCCGUCGAUAGCGGUUCUACUGCGGCCCCAUACUCCACGGCAACCUUGACAACUAGCAAAUCCUCUCCGUCCAUCCCAAACAGUACGACUGGAUCGAGGGCUGCUAAAAUCAGCGUUCUGUUGGGCGGACUGGGAAUGGCGAUAUGGGUGUUGCUGUAGCCUAGUUGGACAAUUUCGCAUUAAUGCAUUUUGGCGCACGAGUCUAGAUUCUAACAGUUUGUCUUCAACAUG
Molecule: messenger RNA, 494 nt
Organism: Truncatella angustata
Lineage: Eukaryota; Fungi; Ascomycota; Sordariomycetes; Amphisphaeriales; Sporocadaceae
Exons: 1
Coding region: 129-422 (97 amino acids)
Source: RefSeq, a predicted model, not a curated record